GGCAGCCAUGGCCUUCUAAAUCGUGUUCUCUCGCAAUUGAGAGAGAGAGAGAGAGAGAGCGACGUCGGAGUAGAGCUCUCCUUUUCUUCUUCUUCGUCGUCGUCAUCGGCGAACAAUGUGUCGGAACUUCAGGGCGAGGUUUUCGUCGUGGUGCCUGAACAGGAUCUCAACCCAGGCGACGGUGGCGGUGAGGCCGGCCUCGGGAGCGGACCCCAAAGCCAGGCUGAGGUCAGCCGAGGACGGCGAGACGAAGGAGACACCGUUGUCGGAGGGAGAUCCGAAGGAGAAGGCGAGUUCGAGAGGAUGGACGGGAGUGGGAAGGAGGAUCGUGAUCGUGGUGGAUCCGGCGACCACGGCGGCCGAGACGAGGUCGGCCAUUCAGUGGGCCCUCACGCACGCCGUCCAACCCAACGACACCCUCCUCCUCCUCUGCGUCUGCAAGCCGACCGCCGGCGGGAACGCAGGACCGAAAAGAUCGAUAGCUAAGGUCCACGCCAAGGAGAAGGAUCUGCUGCAAUCGAUGAAAAAUCUCUGCCGUGCACGCAAUCCACAGGUAGAGGUGCAGACUUCACUGGUGGAAGGGAAAGAGAAGGGCCCUACCAUAGUAGGGGAGGCAAGGAAAGAAGAGGCAUCCCUUCUGAUCCUUGGGCAGAGGAAGAGGUCGCUCACAUGGAGACUGCUCAUGACAUGGGCAGGGGAAAGGGGUAGCAGUAGUGGCAAUGGUGGGUUUGUGGAAUACUGCAUACAGCAUGCACAUUGCAUGACCUUGGCUGUCAGGAAGAAAGGAGGGAAUGUGGGAGGCUACCUUCUGACCACCAAGAAGCACAAGGACUUCUGGCUCUUAGCUUGAGAAUCAAAAACUAACUUGCUGCAUUUUUUUUUUUUCCUUUACUUCAUUUUUUUUGUGUUUAUUUGUGUGGGUCUGUCUUGUGCCUUUGUGCUUGAGAUUGAUUCUUGUAUCCUUCUGUGUACAUGAGCAAUUGCAUAUAGAUGCACAUGAGUAGAUUGGCUAGUUAGGGACUUGUCACAAAUAUCAAAUCUUACAAUUUGUUA
Molecule: messenger RNA, 1053 nt
Organism: Nymphaea colorata (pocket water lily)
Lineage: Eukaryota; Viridiplantae; Streptophyta; Magnoliopsida; Nymphaeales; Nymphaeaceae
Exons: 3
Coding region: 116-850 (244 amino acids)
Source: RefSeq, a predicted model, not a curated record